Nomia melanderi (Alkali bee) is the source of this 1307-nucleotide messenger RNA. RefSeq lists its product as uncharacterized. Gene Ontology annotation, molecular function: RNA polymerase II transcription regulatory region sequence-specific DNA binding; DNA-binding transcription factor activity, RNA polymerase II-specific. Gene Ontology annotation, cellular component: nucleus. NCBI's taxonomy places the organism in Eukaryota, Metazoa, Arthropoda, Insecta, Hymenoptera, Halictidae. Gene Ontology annotation, biological process: embryonic morphogenesis; regulation of transcription by RNA polymerase II. The record is from RefSeq and is a predicted model, not a curated record.
AAACUGAGCCCCAAAGAACUACAAUUUAGCGAAGUUUGGGGUCGUACGGUGGGGUCAUAUAUAAACAGGAGUUCAUUAAUCGACCGCAGUUCAACAUUCGGCACACGACGGAUAAGCAAGAUGAAGGACUUCAGUAUACAGAGCAUUUUGGCGGACACCGCCAAACAUAAGACUAAAAGCGAGUCAACCGAUUUGGUAGUUCCUGGAAAGCGGAUAAAUUUAACAAGAUUGAAACGUCAUUUAUGUAUAACUGACAACUCGAUGAAAACAGUUGACGGAGGUGAAUGCAGCGGUAGGAAUUCGAGGAGAAUCAGUAACAUUGGCACGGAGGACGAACAGUUUUUCAUCCAGAAACUUUAUAUAAAUUUCGAGCAAGAAACGUUUGAUAUAAUCGAUGAAGAGGAAAAUUUAGCGACAUUACGCGAAAGAAAAUGUAAACGCAAUGAUGGAGAGCCUUCGGAAGGUGUUACGCAAACAAAGAUUGAUUUAUGUGAAGGAAAUGGUGCUGAGAUAACAGAGGAAUAUGGUGCGAAGGGUAAAGUCAAGUCGCGAUCAUUUGGAAAUGGUGUACGCUGCAAAAACGAAAACGAGCAUAGCUUGUCCGAGGAUUCUAUGGAUGAUCAUCAGAGAAGGAGUUCCUCGCGGAAAGUGAAGACGAGUAAAAUAAAGUAUGAAGGAAAUUCGGGGAAGAAUGAUCACGAUCGCGCGAAUUGUUUGAAUGAAACGCGCGGCAGUAGAUUACUGGAAAACCAAUACGAACGUUUAAAAGAUGACGAGAAAUCAAUAGUGCAAAGUGAUUGUUUGUUAGCAAAUGAUGCGAAGAAAAAUAUAAACGAUUUCUUUAAAGACGGCACGGAGAGUUUGCAGGAACUGCGAAGUGAAUUAGAAUGGCUUCAUUGCACGAGAUAUAAACCGCCGAAGGUUCCUAGGAGAUCAAGGACUGAUCAGCAUAAAAGGAAAGCUAGUCUCCAUCCCAGAAUACCAUUUUCGUCGUAUCAAAUCGACGUUCUCGAAAGAAGAUUUCACGACAGUGCUUACGUUUCGAAAAACGACGUACUCGAUCUUUCGGCCGCUUUAACGCUUCCUCCUAAGAAGGUAAAAAUUUGGUUUCAAAAUCGACGCGCUAGAGAGAGACGUGAGUCCCACGGUAACUUGUGAUAAAUAAAAUAAUAUCGUACAGUGUACACUAUUAACAAAUUAUUCUAUUACUAUAAAUGUUUUAGUCAUUACUGAAUUACUACACUUAUUUACUGUAAAUAAAUAUCUAUAUUUGUAAAACUAAAGAAUAAAGGUAUAUUUUUCAUUAU